This is a messenger RNA of Prunus armeniaca (apricot), 930 nucleotides long. Lineage: Eukaryota; Viridiplantae; Streptophyta; Magnoliopsida; Rosales; Rosaceae. The record is from the annotation of a GenBank genome assembly.
AUGCGUCGUUUGUUUAUAAAUAACCGUCGUGAUGAAUUGCAAAAACAAGUGGCUGAAGGCAGUCUUAGUGUAUCUGGCAGUAAUGAUGUGUUGACCUUGGCUUUGGGUCCCGAGCAUCCAGGGAGAGUAAGAGGGGUAGGUGCUGGGAUUUCCCCUAGGCAAUUCUUCAAUUUACCUAGACAACAGAGGGUAAAGUUUGCCGAUCAAUUGAAGGAAAGUGUAAGAAUUGUCCUUCAAGAAGAGACUAAGAAGAUGGAAGCUAGAUCAAGGGAAGAGACUUUAAGGAUGGAGGCUAGAACCAAGCAAUUGGUAGAGGCUGAGAGGGAACAUUUACUGAGUCAGCUUUCCCAACUCAUCCCCAAUUUUGAUCCAAGCAUGCUUAAACCGAAAACUAGCCCCUGUCAAAACCAAGGUCUAGAGCAAAGUCCCAAAAAUCCAAUGUCUGACAAAGCAAGCUGUUCUGGGGCUGAUGUGAGAUCCCUACAUUUAGAGGAUGAUACUGCCAAAAAUGGGGAACAGCAGGAAGAAACGGGUAAUGAAGUAGUUGAUUAUUCAAAUGUGGAGGUGCCAUCUUCCUUACAAUCCCUUUGUCGUUAUGUGGAAACGACACUAAAGCCUCAGGGGAAGAUCAUGACCUUCAACAUUGAGAAGGAGGUGUUUGGUGCAGAUCGCAGUACCUUCGUCUUGCAUGAAGAUAUUACACAGUUUGCAGGCAUGGAAGAAAUUGGGGCUACUGUGGUUGCAGUAUAUAUGAGGUGCUUAUAUGAUCAUUUGAGAGAAGCAAAUAUGUGCAGCAUGGUUGGCUUUAUCGACCCUGCUCAAGUUAGUGUCAACACUGGGUCACUAACUGACAGAUCAGGAAUUGUAGCCAGUCGACUUCAGAAAACAGAUGGUGAACAGAUUUUCAUGAUGCCUUACAAUCCAGGGUGA